UGAACUUUACAGCCAGUCUUCGCCAGCAGGGAGCUCACUUCUUUCAGCUUUUCUGAGUCUCAAAGUCCACUAUCAACAUGUCAGACACAGAGGAGGUCGAGCAUUUCGAGGAUGAGAAGCCAAAGUUCAAGCCAUCAGCACCCAAGAUCCCAGAUGGUGAGAAAGUGGACUUUGAUGACAUUCAGAAGAAACGUCAGAACAAGGAUACGCUUGAGCUGCAGAGCCUCAUCGAUGCUCACUUUGAGCACAGGAAAAAGGAGGAGGAGGAACUCAUCGCCCUCAAGUCGAGAAUUGAGAAGCGCAGAGCUGAGAGAGCAGAGCAGCAGAGGAUUCGAGCUGAGAAGGAUAAGGAACGCCAGGCGAGACGCGAGGAGGAGAGGCUGAAAAGAGAGGAGGCAGAUGCUAAGAAGAAAGCAGAGGAAGACGCCAAGAAGAAGUCAGCUCUUUCCAACAUGGGCAGCAACUACAGCAGCUACCUGCAGAAGGCUGACUCCAAGAAAGGUGGCAAAAAACAGACAGAGAGAGAGAAGAAGAAAAAGAUCCUGGCUGACAGACGCAAGCCACUCAACGUCGACCAUCUCAACGAGGACAAACUGAAAGAUAAAGCACAGGAGCUGUUUGAAUGGAUAAAGACCCUGGAAUCUGAGAAGUUUGAACACACAGAGAGGUUGAAGAGACAGAAGUAUGAGAUUACUACACUGCGCAAGAGAGUGGAGGAGCUUGGCAAAUUCAGCAAGAAGGGUGCCGGCGCUCGUCGCAGAAAGUAAGUGCGUCGUCCUGCAGACCAAGACCUCCACAAUGAUGAUGGACAAGAUCCACCCCCACUCUGUGCUGACUGCACAGGACUAGUUGUUGAUCAACCCACUCUUCAUCGUCUUGGACUGUAGUUUAAUUCCUUUAUAUGUCAUGUAAAUAAAGUGUGACUUAAGGCCUUAGUACUACUUGUUCUUAUUGAAACAUCAAUAAAAUCGUUGUUUUUGGAGGUUGUCA
Messenger RNA from Pimephales promelas (fathead minnow), 990 nucleotides. It is a transcript of the gene tnnt3a, whose product is annotated as troponin T type 3a (skeletal, fast). The record is from RefSeq and is a predicted model, not a curated record. Gene Ontology annotation, cellular component: troponin complex. Gene Ontology annotation, biological process: sarcomere organization; regulation of muscle contraction; muscle contraction. Lineage: Eukaryota; Metazoa; Chordata; Actinopteri; Cypriniformes; Leuciscidae. Gene Ontology annotation, molecular function: tropomyosin binding; troponin I binding; troponin C binding.